Prorocentrum cordatum is the source of this 1124-nucleotide messenger RNA. The record is from the annotation of a GenBank genome assembly. NCBI's taxonomy places the organism in Eukaryota, Dinophyceae, Prorocentrales, Prorocentraceae.
GCUUGCCGGGCGUCCGCUGGGGCGCCGCGCAGAGCCGAGCGUCGCUGGAACCGCUGCAGCAGCCGAAGGCGUGGGAGGUCUCCCCAGUGCUGCCUGGCGCCGCGGCGUUGGCCGUCCCGGACUGGCGGCAGGAGCUGAAGCUGCGCCCCCUGUCGCUGGAGAGGGACGCGGGCGCUGGGCUCGAGGAGGCCGAGGAGGGGGCCGAAGCGGAGGGCCCGCCACCCGCCGCGCCGCCGGUGCCCCAGAAGGGCAUGGGCAAGCGCGUCGUCGAGCUGAGCUCCAGCGACGACGACGACGUCAUCGCCGCGGCGGCGGGCGCCGCGGCGGGCGCAGCGGUGGCCGAGGUGGCCGCGGCGGGCGCCGCGGUGCCGGCGCUGCCCACGCGGGCGGCGGGAGGGGGCGGCUGGCGCUGCCCAGCGCCGCCAGCGCCGACGCCGGCGCCAGCGCCAGCGCCGCCCCCGUCCACGAUCAGGACGUUUGCCAUGGUCUGUGCCGACGCCGGCGCCAGCGCCAGCGCCGCCCCUGUCCACGUGGAGCCGCCAGCGGCGUCGGACGCAUGGGCUGCGGUCUGUGGGCUGCGCCCGCCACCUGGCGCGGGCGACAGCGUCUGGGCUCGCCCAGCGGACAUGACCCCAGCGGUCAUCGCGCUGGGAGACAUCGAUCGCCCGCCGGCGGCGCCAGCGCCGACGCCAGCGACGCCAGCCCCGACGCCAGCGCUGGCGCCAGCGGCGCCAGCGCCGCCAGCGCCAGUGGCCGAGGCGGCGCAGGGAGGGCCGCCGACCGAGGAGUCCUCGCCCAGGACGCCGCCUUCGCCCUCCGUGUGGUACGCGACGCCGCCGUCGACGCCCGAGGCGGCGUUCCUGGCCUACGGGGUGCAGCCGCCGCCGCUCCCCGCGCCGACGACGCCGGAGGCGGCGUGCCUCGCCGAGGCGCCGAAGACGCCCGAGGCGGCGCCGCCGCCCGCGCCCGGCGCCGCCGCCGCCGCCGCGGCGGUGCCGCAGCCGGCGCGCCCGAAGAGGCCGCUCCCGAGGCCGAUCCGCGCCCUGCCCGCGCUGCCGCCGCCGCGCCCAGCGCUGCCCGCGCUGCCGCCGCCGCGGCCAUCGGCGAGCCCAGCGCUCGGGUGA